AUGGAUGAUUCUGAAACACGUUCCGCAUUAGGAUUAUCACAAAAGGCAGUAUAUUAUGACCAGGGAAAACGCUACGAAGAAGCGAUUUUUUGUUAUACAGAAGCGGCUAAUAAGUUGUUACGUUUAAUUCAUGAAAAGAAAUGCCUUCCGAUUUUCCGGAGAAAUGUGAAAGAAUGCAUAGAUCGAGCGGAAUUCCUCAAAGCUAAUCUAGAUCGUCUUCAAACACAAUAUCCAGUAAAUGAAAACAUAAUCGAAGAUGUUGAAUUUUUAAUGCUGAAAGCAGAAAUAUUACAAGAAAAUGUGGAGAAACAGCAACAAGUUUGUGAAAUUUAUGAGAAAGUCGUGGAAAAAUGCCUAAAUUCCUCAAAAACUGCCAUGAGCUCCGAAUCGCGCAAAAUAAUUCGAAAUUUUGCUGAAAAAGCCUUAGGACUCGCUGAGAAGAUCCAUGAAAGAAAUACAAUAAAAGAAUUCGAAUUGAAUUUACCUGAUGUUCCUGUGGAUGAAAUUUCGAAAAUCACAUUAACUCCGGCGGAUGAUAAUGCUCAUUCUCCAUCCAAAUCUAUAAGAACAAUGCCUGCUUCACCAACAAAAGGAGGUCAAAAAUAUACAAAAGAAGAAUUAGCCGUGCUGAGUACAACGUCUAAUAUUAAUAACCGAUUGUAUGUGCCGUUUCAUGCUUAUGACAAAUUUAACGAAUUUAAAGGAAUUGCCGGUAAAUUCACAGAUCCAGAUGGAAAAAUUAGUCUAACUUUGAAGCAGAAAAAUAGACUGAAAAGUUGGAAACGAGCUAGCGAGCUCUUUGAAAAUCCGUGCUUAAUUCAAUCAAUUGAUAGUGCAGCGAUUAAACAGACGGUUAUUUCCGAUUGUUCGUUCAUUUCUUCAUUGUCAAUUGCUGCUCUUUAUGAGAAAAAAUUCAAAAAACGGCUGGUCACCAGCAUCAUAUUCCCCCAAGAUUCAUCUGGCAAACCGUUGUAUAAUCCGGCUGGAAAAUAUGUCAUUAGACUGCACAUAAAUGGAGUUUGGCGCAAAGUUGUCAUUGACGACUAUUUUCCUUGUGAUGAACGAGAUCAGUUAAUGUGCUCUCAAAGUGAAAGAAAAGGCGAAUUAUGGGUCUCGCUACUCGAAAAAGCCUAUAUGAAAGUGAUGGGAGGAUACGAUUUUCCGGGAUCAAAUUCGAAUAUUGAUUUGAACGCACUUACUGGGUGGAUACCCGAACGAAUUUCGAUUGAUCGCAAAAAGCCCGAAGAAUUUGAUGCCGAUAAAGUAUUCCGGAAGCUUUUCGAUCGAAUGCAUCGCGGAGAUUGCCUUAUUACGUUGGCAACUGGUCGAAUGACACAGGAAGAAUGCGAUCGAGCUGGACUCGUUGAGACUCAUGCUUAUGCUGUCCUUGAUAUGAGAUGUGUUGAUAAUAUUCGACUUUUCCAAUUAAAAAAUCCAUGGAAACACUUGCGGUGGAAAGGAAAAUAUUCAGAUCGCGAUAAGGCGAAUUGGACAUCUAAAUUGAGAAUUGCUUUGAACUACAAUCCCGAAGAAGCUGAAAAAAAUGACGACGGUAUUUUUUGGAUCGAUUAUGAUUCAGUUAUCAAUUUUUUCGACGUAUUUUACGUCAAUUGGAAUUCGGAAUUGUUUCCGCACACUUCUGUAUAUCAUGCGACUUGGAAUCAAUGCUCUGGUCCUGUUCGAGAUAUUUAUACUGUUGGAGACAAUCCGCAGUAUUCGUUGAGUGUUAACAAUCGAAGUGGAUCGUCGGCGGUUUGGAUUCUUCUCACGCGACAUAUAACUCGAAUUGACGAUUUUGCGGUAAAUAAAGAAUACAUCACGGUAAUGGUAUACGAAACAAAGAAGAAGGUCUACAUUCCAUCCGAUCCAGCGCCAAUCUCAAGCGGUGUUCGCAUCAACAGUCCACAUUAUCUUUGUCAAAUGCUCGUCACAAAACCUGGAAUCAAUAAUUAUACCCUAGUUGUUGCUCAAUAUGAAAAAACGAACACAAUCCAUUAUUCGCUGAGGGUUUACUCGACUACUGACUUCGUUUUAGAACCAAUUAAAUUGCCGUAUACUGUGACGAAAACACUGGAAGGAAUUUGGGAAGGAUCGUUGGUACCGGAAAAAAAAUUCCCUAUCAUGAAACUAACACUAAACUCCGAUUCUGAUGACAUUUGUAUGCUAUUUGAAUUAAAAGCUCCAAAAGAAUUCAGCGUUGCUUUGGAGUUUAAGCAAGUUAGUUCGGAUCGAGUGAUCUUCUUUGAAACGCAGAAUACUGGACCAUAUCGUCCUGGCUAUACUGUCUUGCAAAUGGAAAAAAUUCCCGCCGGAAUUUAUUAUCUCAAAUUAGCAACCUUCACGCCUGGUCAAAAAGGUCCGUUUAUACUGAAUGUCGAUUCAACAUGCAAGUUCGAUAUUGAAAAACUGCAUUUGUAA
This is a messenger RNA of Caenorhabditis bovis, 2418 nucleotides long. NCBI's taxonomy places the organism in Eukaryota, Metazoa, Nematoda, Chromadorea, Rhabditida, Rhabditidae. The record is from the annotation of a GenBank genome assembly.